GUCGCGGAAACUAUAAUGAAGGAUACUCCAGAGUUUGGCGCGAUGGCAGCGGCCCUCGGAGAAUGCCGCGAGGAGGUCGAGGUGCCGGACCGCCGAUUUUUAGAGAACAGGGUCACCCUGUUUCAUAGUGUCCGAGACUACAGUUCUGCGUAG
Messenger RNA from Soboliphyme baturini, 153 nucleotides. The record is from the annotation of a GenBank genome assembly. Lineage: Eukaryota; Metazoa; Nematoda; Enoplea; Dioctophymatida; Soboliphymatidae.